CUCGCCCCCCCGCUCUACUCAUCACGGCGCUGCCCUCGCCCGCCCCGCUGCGGCGCCUCCUCGCGGCGGCCACUGGACUCACGUCGCUCGCGCGCCUCCUGUCUCCGCGCGUGGCCCGCAUGCCGUCGGCCACGAGCAACGAGGCUGGCGCCUCCGCAUCGGCAUGCGCGCUGCCCGUCGUCGAGACGCCCGUGCCGCCGCUCGACAGCUUCCCGCCGACGGGCACGCCCGUGCACGCCAAGGCCGCCGGCUUCGCCUUCUGGCGCGACGUACUCGGCAGUCCGCGCCGCGUCAUCGCGCCCAUGGUCGACGCCUCGGAGCUGCCGUGGCGCAUCCUGUCGCGCAGGCACGGCGCCGACCUCGUCUACUCGCCCAUGAUCAGCGCGCGCCAGUGGGGCGAGCCGGGCAAGGGCAAGACGCGCGCCAAGUACUGCGACGCCCUCUUCAACCGCCCGCUCGGCGAGGAGGGCGCUCGGAGUCUGGACUUGGCGGGGGCGCAGGAGACGGACCGGCCGCUGCUCGUGCAGUUCGCCGCCAACGACCCCCAGCUGCUGCUCGCGGCCGCGCGCGGCGUCGAGGACCACUGCGACGGCGUGGACUUGAAUCUCGGCUGCCCGCAGCACAUUGCCAAGCGCGGGCACUUUGGCUCGUAUCUGCAAGAGGACUGGCCGCUGAUCUUCUCGCUCAUCAACACGCUGCACCUCAACCUCAAGGUGCCCGUUACGGCCAAGAUGCGCGUCUUUCCGACGACCGAGCGCACUGUAGCCUAUGCCCGCAUGCUCGAGCGCGCAGGUGCCCAGGUCAUCGCCGUGCACGGGCGUACGCGCGAGAUGAAGGGCCACAAGACGGGCCUGGCCGACUGGCGCAAGAUCCGUGCCGUCAAGGAGGCCGUCGCGGUGCCCGUCAUCGCCAACGGCAACGUACUGUACCCGGCAGACGUCGAGGAGGCGCUGCGCAUCACCGGCGCCGACGCCGUCAUGUCGGCCGAGGGCAACCUGUACACGCCGACGAUCUUCGGCGAGUCGCCCGCCGCGCCGUCGCAGCUGUAUCCCAUGGCGCCCGAGCUGCCGUUCCCCGAUAUCGUCGAGCUCGCGCGCGAGUAUCUCGACAUUGUCGCUGCGCUCAAGACGCCGACGGCCGUCUCCGCGAUUCGGUCACAUCUGUUCAAGAUCUGCCGGCCCGCGUUUGAGGUGCACCGCGACCUGCGCGGCGACCUCGGCAAGGCUCGGCCCGAGCAGUCGCAGAGCUCAGAUCCCGCCGCCAUCGCAGCAGCCUUCCGGCCGUUCGUCGACCUGCUCGCUGCACAGCUCGAGGAGGACAAGAAGGACCCGCAGUACCAGCAGGCGCCGGCGUCGCGGCCACCUGGCUCGGUGCCGCUGCGGCCCGACGGCGGCGACGUGCUGGCGGAGGGCGCAGAUCCGCAGCGACCCUCCUACAUCCCACACUGGCUUGCACAGCCAUACUUCCGUGCGCCGAUGCCACCACAGCAGGGCCCUGACGCCGAGACGCCCGAGGCUCAGGCGGCACGAGAGGCACGCGCCGAGCGGGUGCUGCAGACACAGACGCCGCAGGUACGCAAGCGCUCCGAGUCGCCCGCGCGCGAGGCGCAGGGCCAGGCUCCCGUCGAGAUCAACGACAAGCAAGCGCAGGACGAGCAGCAGAUGGCUGCCUCGCUGGACGCUCCGGCUGGAGCUGCGCAGGCCCCUGCAGACGAGGCGCCCGGCGAGGACGAGCCGCUGGUCAAGAAGCUCCGCUAUGCACUGGCCGCUGCAGCGCCCGUGAAGGCCGCAGCCAAUGCGCACUUUACGGCGGGCCGCUUCGACGAGGCGGUCGGCAGCUACAACGACGCGCUGGCCAUCUUGCCGCCGCGACCAGUGCCAGAAGAGUCGGAUGGCGAAGGCAGCGACGACGGAGAGCGGCAGGCAAACGUCCCGGUCCCGGAGCCCGUGCCGCGGACGCGGCGAGGGGCCGGCCAGGCGGAGCCAUCACGCUUCGUCGAGCUGGCCGACGACGAGGACCCGGAGGAGAGCCUGCUGCUGCUCGAGUGCGCAAAGGCGCGCGCUUUGCUGUACUCGAACAUGGCGGCGUGCCACCUGAAGCUGGAGGACUACAAGGGCGCAGUCGCGGCGGCCUCCAACUCCCUCGCCGACGACCCCGACUACAUCAAGUCGCUGAACCGCCGGGCACAGGCGAACGAGGCGCUCGGCGGCUGGUCCGCACUCAGCGCCGCGCUCGAUGACUACAAGCACCUCUCGCGCCUGCCCGACACGCCGGCGGCGCUGCGGCCGACGGUGCGCACCAAGCUGGCGCAGCUGCCGCCGCGCGUCGAGGCGGCCGCGACGCGCGAGAAGGACGAGAUGAUGGGCAAGCUCAAGGGCAUCGGCGACAGUGUGCUGGGCUGGUUUGGCCUCUCGACGGACAACUUCCAGAUCCAGCAGCAGCCGGGCGGCGGCUCGAGCAUCAACUUUGUGCCGGGCAAGGGAGCGAAGAAAUGAGACUCGUUGCUGGCGGCCAUGCGGCGUCAC
Messenger RNA from Tilletiopsis washingtonensis, 2525 nucleotides. Its product is annotated as Dus-domain-containing protein. The transcript is spliced from 7 exons. Gene Ontology annotation, molecular function: tRNA dihydrouridine synthase activity; protein binding; flavin adenine dinucleotide binding. Lineage: Eukaryota; Fungi; Basidiomycota; Exobasidiomycetes; Entylomatales. Bases 120 to 2495 code for a protein of 791 amino acids. The record is from RefSeq and is a predicted model, not a curated record. Gene Ontology annotation, biological process: tRNA processing.